Dendrobium catenatum is the source of this 947-nucleotide messenger RNA. RefSeq lists its product as uncharacterized. The record is from RefSeq and is a predicted model, not a curated record. The transcript has 2 exons. Bases 21 to 812 code for a protein of 263 amino acids. NCBI's taxonomy places the organism in Eukaryota, Viridiplantae, Streptophyta, Magnoliopsida, Asparagales, Orchidaceae.
AGCUCUUUGGAAUCUCGACCAUGGAGACUGCUGCAUCCUCUAACUCUUCUGCUCUUCCAAACCCUAACAUUCCCACUGUUCCUCCUGUGAACUCCGCCGCGUUCAAGAGGGAAAACCGGAGGAAGCGAAAGGAAAGGAAGCGCCAAGAAAAGCUGCAGCUUCUGCUAGAAGACUGGGCUCCUCUCGCUGGCCUUCCAAGACCCGCCGCUCCCAUCGCUAUAACCACAUCCGACACCGAUUGGCCGUUGGAGCCCGUCACCGACGAGAAUCCAGAGCCAACCGCUUGGAAUCUCAACCUUAGAUCGCCAUCGCCAGCGCAGCCGCCGGCUUCUGCCGAGGCUUUGGCGCAGGCGAACGCCCUCAGAUUGUGCCGGGAGUUCUUUGCCGCUGAGUGCGGUUCCGAUGACGAAGACUGGGAAGUCGACGAUCGUAAUGAUGGGAAAAGUUACAAUUUUUUUAAGGGGCUUUUUCAUAAAGAAGCAGAUUUGAGGGAUUUUUAUCUGAGAGAUUGGGCAAAGGGGGAGUUUUAUUGCCUUGCAUGUGAGGGGAUUGGAGAGAAACUUGGGAAGAAGUUCGUUGGAUUGGCUGCGGUCUCCCAGCAUGCGACUUUCAUUUCUAAGACGAAGAGGAUAAUGGUGCAUCGGUCGUAUGGAAGAGUGGUUUGUGAGUUGCUCGGUUGGGAAAUCCAUGGGCUUAGGGUUGUUCAUUCUGAUGAUAAUGAUGAAGAAGCUCUGAAGGCUGCCAUGGAGAAUACUGAAGAAGAUGGUGUUUAUUUGAUGGAUGCUGUAGAGAUGAAUGUAGAUAUCCCUUGAGAGGCAAUGGAACAUUUGAAUGUUUCCUCUCUUUCAGUUUAAUUAUCUAUUACAAAACCAGGUAAAGUGUUUUUUUGGCUUGCUUCAGUCCUGAAAGAACCUUCCCUUAUUUAGUUCCAUGAUGUUUUUCUAUUA